CAGAUGUUCGCCGUCGCUGGAGUGUAAACCACACAGAGAUAAGUUUUUUCGGGUGAUCGGCGUAUUUAUCAUCAUAGUCAUGACUCAUCAAGCGUCCGUAUGCUUGUUACUUGCUGUAGUGCUGUUUUCAACAUUUUGUGCUGAAUCUCGACGUUUAAGGCUUUUGCCAGGCGAAGAUGAUGAACUAAAGAAGGUUGGAGUGGAUUUCAUCAAUUUACCCACGUGUGGUAAGUCCACGGUAGGAGGAAGCCGGGUAGUUGCUGGCACGGAUGCUUCCUAUGGCGAAUGGCCCUGGCAAGCGAAGCUUCUAACCGAAGGCACCUUCACAUGUGGCGGCUCGCUCAUUACUCCAUCAUGGGUUAUGACAGCUGCACAUUGCAUCUCAAAAGAAGAUCCUAGCGUGUACAGCGUAACGCUAGGUGACCUCCACAGAGAGAAACCUGAAGGAACUGAGCAGGAGUUCCCCGUGAAAAAAGUUGUAGUUCAUCCCAAAUACAAUUCACCAGUUGCCGUUAACAACGAUAUAGCCUUGCUGCAGUUGACGCGAUCAGCUACAAGGACAUCCUUUGUGAACACGGUAUGUUUACCGGAUGAGUUCGAAGUGGUGCCCAUUGGAACAAAAUGUUACAUCUCAGGCUGGGGACAGAUGACUCAUCCAGACUCUGCUGCUAUUAAACUCCAACAAGCCGCCAUGCCCGUGGUGUCCAACCGCGUCUGCCAAGCCAAGCAUAUGGCGUCACCUGUUAGCAGACCAGGGGAGAGUGCUGUAACUUCCGCCAUGAUUUGUGCAGGAGAUGCGGGUAAAACCAAGAUCAGUGGUUGCUUCGGUGACAGCGGAGGGCCCUUCGUCUGCCAAAACUCCGCUGGGCGGUGGGUGCAGCAAGGUAUUGUGAGCUGGGGGGACACCACAUGUUCUUCAAAGGCUCACUUUACCGUUUUUGCUCGAGUGAGCGUGUUUCGAAAAUGGAUCGAGGACCAGCUCAGCGAGUAAAUCGAUUACGUUCUUCAAACACAUUGCUUACCAUGUAGUUUCUGAUAAGUUAAAACUGUUACGCAUUUAAAGGAUAGUUUCGAAUUAUUAAAAGUUUGGAAAGAAUAAAGUGAUGUACCAGCCAA
Molecule: messenger RNA, 1116 nt
Organism: Pocillopora damicornis (cauliflower coral)
Lineage: Eukaryota; Metazoa; Cnidaria; Anthozoa; Scleractinia; Pocilloporidae
Product: chymotrypsinogen B
Biological process (GO): proteolysis
Molecular function (GO): serine-type endopeptidase activity
Source: RefSeq, a predicted model, not a curated record